CUGAUUCUGCGCUUUUGUUGCACAUAUAUAUUUUAUUAUUUUCAAGACUCGAUAAAAUAGAUAAAACGCAGUAUCAAUUUGCCAAAUGGCAGUGGGUGGUAAUUUGGGGAUCUGCAAGGAAGUGAAGGAAGUUGAAGCAGAUGUGAAGAGUAGUGCAGAGUGUACGAAUUUAGUAUUUUAUUACGUGGUGGUUUCAUUUUGAUCUGUCAGUGUAUCAGCCCACACUAAGCUGCAUAAGUUGUUAGAAAAUGAAGCAAUAAACAAUGGUGAUAGUCAUUGUAUAGGAACAUUUAUUUAGUGAGAGUGUAAAGGCUGACAAAUGUCAUCCCUUUGAUCAGAUUUCUCGGAUUAGAAAUGUCAUCUCUAAUACGCUUGGCUGAUACUUGUUUCGUCUGACCGAGCAAGUGCUUCAUGGAAGAGUGUGCUUGAACGGUGCUCCAUCCUAGAAAAAUCUUAGAAAGACCAGUAGUUGCGAAACGUCACAACAGAGCAGUCCACGUAGAGUUUCUAGUAAAAUUUUAAAUCAUGGACCAAGAAACAGUUUACGGCACCCACGAGGACAGUCAUGUGGUAAUGUCUGAAAAAGUUCAAUCGUUAGCUGGCAGCAUUUAUCAAGAGUUUGAGAGAAUGAUAGCAAGAUAUGAUGAGGAUGUUGUCAAAGAACUAAUGCCACUCUUAGUCAACGUAUUGGAAUGUUUAGAUAUCGCUUACACUGAAAAUCAAGAGCAUGAAGUUGAGUUAGAAUUGCUGAGAGAAGAUAAUGAGCAAUUAGUUACUCAAUAUGAAAGAGAAAAGCAGCUAAGAAAAGCAUCGGAUCAGAAAUUAUUAGAGCUUGAAGACAUAGCAGAAGAUGAAAGAAAGGAGUUGCUAGCAAAAAUUGAUAGUUUAGAAACAAUUCUUAAAAUGCUGGAGCUAAAGACGAAAAAUUCACAUGAUCAUGUUGUUCGUCUUGAAGAAAAAGAGGCAGAAUUAAAACGUGAAUAUGCACGAUUACAUGAACGAUAUACCGAAUUGUUCAAAACUCACGUUGAUUAUAUGGAAAGAACUAAAUUGCUCGUGGGAAGUAGUGAAAGAUUAGAAAAUACAACAAACAACCGUCCUCCUCGAUAUCCUGGUUUGAAUUUAGCUCAUAUGUCACGAAGCUCUGGGCCUCUCAGUUAUGGAUUCCAAAGUUUAGAAGCUAGUAUGAAUGCCGAAGAUAUUCAGGAAGAAAGUCCAACCCAUACUGCAAGUUUAAAAUCAGAAAUGCAGGACAGCAGUGGUGAAGCAGUAAUUGAAACAUCAGAUAAAAGCCAAUUAACUGAUAAUCCACCUCAAGAGAAUAAAACUACAACUGUUUCAAAGCUCUUUGCAGAUGAAAGUCCAGAAACUGAAGUACCUCCUGUUGUUGCUACUCCAACAACUCCAGUUGUCGACAAGGUAGCAACAACUCCCAGUGGUAGAAGUAGAACAGAACGAGAGCAACGUAGUGGAAAUACUUUGUAUCAAGAACUUAGUUUUCAAGAUGCUGACGCUUUGGGAGAAAUGGAUGAAGGAGCAGAUAUUACUGGCAGUUGGGUUCAUCCAGGAGAGUACGCUUCGUCGGUCAAUGACAACUUCUUCGGUAUGGGCAAAGAAGUUGAGAAUCUCAUUAUGGAAAACAAUGAAUUAUUGGCAACAAAGAAUGCGCUGAACAUCGUUAAAGACGAUCUGAUAGCUAAAGUGGAUGAACUAACAAGUGAACAAGAAAUUCUUCGUGAUGAAGUAAGAGCACUACAUCAAGCACGAGAUCGACUUCGUCAUAAAGUAUCAGCUUUAGAAGGAGAGCUGAAGAAAGUAAAAGAAGAGAGUGAAGCUAUGGCUAAAACAACUAAGAGUGAUGAUGAAGAAGAUGUUCCACUUGCUCAAAGAAAACGGUUUACUCGUGUAGAAAUGGCAAGAGUACUUAUGGAGAGGAAUCAAUAUAAAGAACGAUUCAUGGAACUUCAAGAAGCUGUGAGAUGGACUGAAAUGAUUCGAGCCAGUAAGACAGAUCCAGCGAGUAUAUCUGGAGGCAAACAGUCUGUCUGGAAGUUUUUUAGUAAUCUUUUUACCGGUCCAGCUGAUCGGGGGACACUACAUAGAAAUCCUCAUACCUUACCGCAUAUAAGGUAUAGCGCUCCGUCAAAUCAAGUAGUGCCAGCUCCACCGUUAGAUGCAAUGCGUAAGCGUACAUUAAAAAAUCGCCAUGAAUUUCUCGACCAAGGAGAUACGAUCUCAUCUGAAAAACGAGUGGCUAGACUUGCCAAUGAAAGAAAAGAACAAUAUCGACAAGUAAGAGCACACGUGAGAAAAGAAGAUGGACGUUUGCAAGCUUAUGGAUGGAGUUUACCUGGAAAACCUAGUGCUCCUGCGAGACAACCUGUUCCAGUUCCUGUUUAUUGUCGUCCUCUUCAAGAAACAGAACCUGGAAUGAAGAUUUGGUGUGGAGCCGGCGUAAACUUAAACGGUGGGAAAACUCGUGAUGGAGGACUUGCAAUAGGAGGAAGUGUAUUUUAUGCAGAUGAAGCAAAAGAGACUCCCAUGGUUGAAGGAAAAGUAGAAGACGCUGUUGAACAUUUGGAUAAAGAGUUGCAAGAGAAUGAACAGCGUCGCCUUGAAGCAGAAAGACAAGACCAGCAAUUAAGCUCCCUUGUAUGGAUUUGUACGUCGACUCAAAAGAUGUCCAAAGUCACUGUGAUAGAUGCAAAUAAUCCAGCUGAUAUCUUAGAAGUUUUCAAUGUGUGUCAGAGUCAUUUACUCUGUAUAGCGAGUGUUCCUGGUGCAAAAGAGAGUGAUUAUAUUCACAAUGUUGAAGAAUCUACACAACGGAUAGUAAAUGGAACAAAUGAAGUAGACUUAGUUAACAUUCAGGUCCAACGUGCCAAUGAUGAGCAAAUUGUUGCUGAAGAAGCUACUGUAACUGAAGAAAAAAACUGCCUAAAAGCGGGAGAUUCUGAUGAUCGCAGUCAAGCAACUUCAGAGGGUCCGAGUUCUCUAGAAGAAAAACCUAGUGAAAGCUCAGAGAAAAAAACUGAUGUAGAUCAGAGCUCAAAUACAGAACCCCAAAGCUUAGAAAAUGUUGACAGUGAUUCUAUUAAUAUAGGAAAAGUACAUUUUGUUAAAAGUAAUAUUGAAACUCUAUCAAUCACAAACACUGUAAGUGAAUCUGAAGCACCACAAACUGCCGAAAAUGAUACUCCUAUUGAAAAAAUGUCGUCAAUACAGCCAACAAUGUGGCUUGGAGCACAGAAUGGAACUGUUUAUGUGCACUCAGCUGUUGCUAAAUGGUCUAUUUGUUUACAUACUGUUACGCUCAAAGAUGCUGUUUUAUCCAUAGUUCAUGUUCAGGGAAGAGUGCUGGUAGCUCUUGCUGAUGGGACAGUGGCAAUAUUUCGACGAGGAUCCGAUGGUCAAUGGGACUUAUCUCAACACCACAUUAUUACUUUAGGCAGUCCGCAACAUGCCAUUAGAUGUAUGACAGCCGUCUCAGGGAAAACAGUCUGGUGUGGAUAUAGAAAUAAGAUUCAUGUGAUUGACCCCAUUCUCAUGAGUCUCGAGUGUACCGUUGACGCACAUCCAAGGAGAGAGUCUCAAGUCAGACAAUUAGCAUGGCUUGGAGAAGGAGUUUGGGUCAGCAUUCGACUCGAUUCUACAUUGAGGCUGUAUCAUGCUCACACUUAUCAGCAUCUGCAAGAUGUAGACAUUGAGCCUUAUGUCAGCAAAAUGCUCGGCACUGGCAAACUCGGGUUUUCAUUUGUACGAAUCACUGCAUUACUCAUUUCUUCAAACAGACUGUGGAUUGGAACGGGAAACGGUGUCAUCAUAUCUGUACCAUUAUCAGAAAGUGCUGGAGGAUCUUUAGCUGUGUCUAGAGUACAAAGUAUGGGUGGUAAAGGUGAUGCUCCAGGAGUAGGAGUUCGAGUAUUCGCUUCGGAAAAAGGUGUCACUCCCGGAAGUUUUAUUCCUUACUGCAGUAUGGCUCAUGCUCAACUUAGUUUCCAUGGCCACCGUGAUGCUGUGAAAAUGUUUGUUGCAGUUCCGGGACAUGGAGGUCAGAGUGCCAUUUCAGAUGGUACACAGCCAGCAAUGUUGGUAUUAUCAGGUGGAGAAGGCUACAUAGAUUUCCGUGUGGGUGAUGGUGACGAAAUUGAGGAAGGAUUGGAGCGUACAAACAUUUCAGCGACUAGUCAUGAGGAACAUGGAGAACAAAGUCAUCUGAUUGUUUGGCAGGUUCAAUCACCUGUCCACAUGAACGGCUAGCCUAUUGGUUAAAAAAAAAUUUUCUUAGGGUGCAUAGAAUAAAUAAAUUAAUAAUUCAAGAGAACAGAUAGACUGCAAGAGUUAUCAAUAACUCAGCAGCAAGACAGUGAAGUUUAUCAGAGCUCUUAAGUGUCUAAGAGCAAUUAUGAUAGAAUUACUUCUUCGACAAACGAAGAAAACGUAACUGUCCAAUUUAUUUAUUUAGAUGUGAUCAUGAUAAGACAGAUUAAUUAUUGUAGGCUAUGACAGCGAAUAAUAGUAAUGAUGACGCUUGUUUGUUCCAAAAAUUGAACAUUGACUAAUUUUUAUCAGAAUAAUUAAUUGAAACAAUCAGUUUUUAAUUGAUAUAAAAAUUAUUAGAUGAAAAUAUUUCACGCCUAUAUGCGUCCCUUUUUGUACGAAGCGAUAGUAAGUUGUCAAGACAUAGAUAAUUAAUUAGUAAAUGAAAAAUUAUCAAACUUUAUGAAGCAUCUUAUAGAAAGCAUUGCAUUUGAAAAAUUCUUUAUCUCGAGCUUUGUAUAACAAAAAUCGCUUUCAUUGGUAUCAUAAUGUACGUGUAUACGUAUAUAGAUUAUUGAAUUGGUUUCACACUAAUAGAGUUUUAAAUUAUCAAUAAAUUAUGUAAACAUAAAUUUCGUAAAAUCUUGUAGGGAGAUUGAGAUAAAUGUUUUCUCUAUUUUUUUAAUUCAAUUUUCUUAUUUAAUUUUUUUAAUAUUUACUUUACAGGAAACUAGUCGCGGAUAUUCUAUCUUAUUUAUUAACCGCAAUGUUAACUAUUAAUGUUUAAAUAAUAUUUCUCAUAACCGUGACAUUGAGACUUGGAAGAGUGAGUAUGAAUUAUUUUUAUAGACUAAUGACUUUGUUAAUUUACAUAAUAAUUACCAUUUUUUUCUCCUUUCGCGGUAGCUAGAUAUUUGUAUACGCUUUCUCUUGCUUUAUUUAUUAUUCAGUCUCCUACCAAAGAUAGAACGAUCGAAUUAUGUGAUUUGUAUAACACAUAGUUAAAAUAUUGUAGUGAAGUUUUACUUAUUCUGGUUUUUAAGUUUUAAAAAAUCAUGUUAAAAACAAAAAAAAAAUAAAAAAUCAUGUCAAAUUUAAAACUGUACCUGGCUUU
This is a messenger RNA of Chelonus insularis, 5374 nucleotides long. It is a transcript of the gene syd, whose product is annotated as JNK-interacting protein syd. Gene Ontology annotation, molecular function: kinesin binding; signaling receptor complex adaptor activity; JUN kinase binding. Lineage: Eukaryota; Metazoa; Arthropoda; Insecta; Hymenoptera; Braconidae. Gene Ontology annotation, biological process: vesicle-mediated transport. The record is from RefSeq and is a predicted model, not a curated record. Gene Ontology annotation, cellular component: cytoplasm. The transcript is spliced from 18 exons. The coding region runs from base 526 to 4260 and encodes 1244 amino acids.